Messenger RNA from Nothobranchius furzeri (turquoise killifish), 2798 nucleotides. RefSeq names its product hyaluronoglucosaminidase 6 (gene hyal6). Gene Ontology annotation, molecular function: hyalurononglucosaminidase activity. The record is from RefSeq and is a predicted model, not a curated record. NCBI's taxonomy places the organism in Eukaryota, Metazoa, Chordata, Actinopteri, Cyprinodontiformes, Nothobranchiidae. Gene Ontology annotation, cellular component: cytoplasmic vesicle. Gene Ontology annotation, biological process: carbohydrate metabolic process; hyaluronan catabolic process.
UCCCCAGUGAGUUGUGGAGGAUGGCUGCUUAUACUGAGCCAGGAUACUCUGGAUGUUUCUUCCUGUUAAAAGGGAGUUUUCCUCUCCACUCUCGCUGCAUGCUUGCUUAGUAUGAGGAUUGCUGCAAAGACUCUGACACUAGUCAGUGACUCGAUGCAACCUGCUGGGUUCCUUAUAUAGGAAACUUUUUUCUGAUUGGCUUAAUGAACUGACCUGUACUGGAAUGUUUAUUAUGUGAAGUGACUUGAGACGACUCUUAUCGUGAUUUGGGGCUUUAUAAAUAAAAUUGAAUUGAAAUUUGAAUUGACUGGUUAGCUCGUGCCUCUCACCCGGGAGUCUGGGGAUCUUAUCCCGUGCGCGCCCUCAUUUCUCCACCCUGCCACACUGGUUUCUGGAGUCCCCCUCUGAUGUCCUGUCUGAUCCAGAAUAACUGAGUCCCGAUAUUUGGUGAGGAGGGGCCACUCCAACAAUAGAGCAGCAUCUCUGCCCCAAAAACACACACCAGGCACUGGAGAGGCAGCAGACAGACUCAGAAGUCAUGCACCAGUUUAGGAUUACAAAAUCUUUUUUUAAUUUUUCAAAUGAAUAAUUAAAUUAAUUCUAUCAAUUUUUUAGUUGAAUCGUUUUAAGUCACCAACAGAAAAUAAUACACCACCUUAACUACAGACAGCAGAGGGAAGGUCACUAAUUGCUCCAUGAGGAACCACGGGCCAUGUUGUUAAUUGGGCUCCAUCUUUUGGUGCUGGUUUUGUGGACUGGCACAGAGGUGAAGACACGCGUAAGGGGGGACCAGAUAAAACCAGCUCAAACCCCUUUGAUCCCUCAUCGGCCUUUUGUUGUUGUCUGGAAUGCUCCAACAGAAUCAUGUCGUCUACGAUUUAAGGUGGACUUGGACCUCAGCAUUUUUGAUAUUGUCGCAAAUCUUAAUGAGACCUUAAGUGGACCAAAUGUCACCAUAUUCUACCACAGCCAUUUGGGAUACUAUCCAUACUACUCUAACUCCGGGGUUGCUAUCAAUGGUGGCCUCCCGCAGAACCAAAGCAUGUCCAAACAUCUGAGCAAGGCCCGGGCUGACAUUGACAAACUAAUUCCCCAUAAGGACUUCCGAGGUCUAGGUGUAAUUGACUGGGAGAAUUGGAGGCCUCAGUGGGUCAGAAAUUGGGGCUCCAAAGACAUCUACCGCAAAAAAUCUAAGGAACAGAUCCAAAAACUUCACCCAAACUGGCCUCAGAGCAAAGUUGAAAAGGAGGCAAAGGAGACGUUUGAGAAAGCUGGGCAGGCUUUCAUGAAUCUGACUCUGGCACUGGCUGAAGCUCGAAGGCCAAAUGGGUUGUGGGGGUUUUACCUUUUCCCCGACUGCUACAACUAUGGCUACAAACAACACCCACAACGCUACACUGGGGAAUGUCCGAAUGUCGAGCAUGUCCGGAACGACCAUUUGAUGUGGCUGUGGAAGGAGAGCACAGCCCUCUUCCCAUCCAUCUAUCUGGACUAUGAGCUAAAGUCCUCUCCAAAUGCCCUUAAAUUUGUCCAUUACAGAGUGAAGGAAGCCAUGAGGAUUGCAUCUAUUGCACAUACAGACUACACCCUACCUGUUUUUGUCUACUCCAGGCCUUUCUAUGCCUACACCUUUCUUGUGCUCUCAGAGACGGACUUAGUUCAGACUAUUGGGGAGAGUGCCGCCUUGGGAGCGUCGGGAGUCGUGCUCUGGGGAUCUUCGGAGUAUUCUCGUUCACAGAGGAACUGCUUGACUGUGAAGAAGUACAUUGAUGGUCCUCUGGGGCAUUAUGUCAUCAACGUCACAUCAGCAGCUAAGCUGUGUAGCAAAGCACUUUGCAAGAAGAACGGCAGAUGUGUCCGCAAGAGCCUGGACUCAGGUGCUCACCUGCACCUCAACCCUCGCUUCUUCCAUAUCCGCCAAAACCAGGCCCCCAGAGGCCCCCAUUUCCUUGUCAGAGGUCACCUGAACAACCUUGAUAUCCUAGACAUGAAGCAAAAAUUUACUUGCCAGUGCUACCAGGGCUGGACAGGAGUUUACUGUGAGAUCCCCCAGGCUUUGUCCCACCCUUCCUCUCCACCACCUCCACAUGUCAUUCCUACUCCUCAUCCUUGGAGCAGCAGGCUGCUUGCAGAUCUUCUGUUCCUCCUUUCCCUUCACUUCUCUUGUCUUUGCAUCAUCAUGUUUUUGGGACUCUGUCUGAUUAUAAAAUGUUUGAUUUUGUAGGAGGCAACAUUAUCUUAAGUGUGCAAAUUUCUUUAGUUUGGCCAGAAAAAUGAACAUCACGCCAACUGACUGGCUGUGGACAGUGUAAUGAUUUAAAUUACAUGCCAUUUAAUAAGCCAUACGGCUUAGGAUUCCAUAGAUUCCAUAUGAAACCAACCUUGUGGAUCUGUUGGGUUAUUUUAACCAGAAGAUUGGAACUUUUUAAUGCAGGGAUUAGAUAACAGCUUCAUAUUAACUCAGAGACAAAGAAGAGAGAGUCAAGUUUUAAAAGUUUAAAAAUGUAUUACUAAACAAAUUAAGCUAGACUAACUUAAACACUAAAUGUAUGGUGUAACUAAGGUGGAUGAGACGGAUAAUGGUGUGAUGUGUAAUGUUGCUCAGAACCAGCAAAUCAGAAGAAGUGAUUAGUUCUGAUGGGAACUGAAGGUGAUGUCUUCGCGUUAAGCUUUGAUUAGGAGAUUCAUAAACACAUUCGACGCCAUUUGUCGGUCUACGUACCGUUAGUGGAAGUCCCCGUCUAGAUCAGGAGGUGUAAAGGUCCAGCUUGACCUUAUGGAGCAGGAGCCUCUAGAAG